UUGAAUGAUGCCUGCCAAAGUCAAGUCGUGAAGUCUUGGUGGUAGAAGGAGUGGUUAAGCCGUUCUGGCGGGCGAGUCGCUCUAAUUUCAGUCUGUUGCGGUGGCGGUGGUGGUGAUCCGGGUCAAUCUGAAUUCCUUUUCUGGUUCUGCAGACGAAUUCUUGGACCUGAGCCGGCCGUAUAACUAACAUUAUACUCCCACUAAUAAAUAAUAAUCUCUCUGUUGGAGGAGCCGCGAGAGGAGACCAACACCCAAAGAAGAGAUCUCGCUCCAGCUGCUGCUUUUUCCAGACCCUUCUUUCUUCUUCCGCCCGAUCCACUUCUCCUUUUCUUUGCUUCACAAUUCUUCCUCCUCCUUUUCUCGAUUCCUUCCGUUUCUUUCUUUAUAUACUAUAUAAUAUUUACUCAAAAUCUUAUAUUUUUUAUUGUUUUCCCCUCCAUUUUAUCUCCGAUGACCCCGACCAGAAAACAACACAAAAAUUAGGAAGGAGCCAUAAUUUGAUUUCAAAAUUGUUAUACUACUACUACUGCUGCUUCCCGAUUACUUCCAAAUAAAGUAGUCCUAGUAGUAGUAGUCGUCGUCGUAUAAUCAAUAACGAAUAGGGAAAUGGGAAGGAGUAGAUCAUCAUCGUCAUCGUCGGGGACAUCCAACCGCUGGAGAUACUUCAAUCCGGCCUAUUACCUCAAGCGACCUAAGCGAAUGGCUUUGCUGUUUAUGGUUUUUGUCUGCGCCACUUUGGUCGUCUGGGAUCGACAUACUCUUGUCCACGACCACCAGGAAAAGGUCUCCAAGUUGAAUGAAGAAAUUAUUCAUCUGCAAAAUUUGUUGGAAGAAUCAAAGAAUGGUAAUGCUGUUCAAAGUGAAAAGUUCAACUUCGAUCACAAAAGUAGUGGUGCAAGGAGUGGAAAUGAUGCUGCAAAGGACCCUGUGGCUACUCAGCGAAGAGAGAAAGUGAGAGAUGCUAUGAUACACGCGUGGAGUUCUUAUGAAAAAUAUGCAUGGGGCCAUGAUGAACUUCAGCCACAAACCAAGAAUGGGGUUGAUAGCUUUGGUGGCCUUGGAGCAACUUUGAUCGAUUCUCUUGAUACGCUGUAUAUAAUGGGACUGGAUGAACAAUUCCAAAGAGCCAAAGAGUGGGUUGCAAAUUCCUUGGAUUUUAACAAAAACUAUGAUGCAAGUGUGUUUGAAACAACCAUAAGAGUGGUGGGAGGACUUCUCAGUUCAUAUGAUCUGUCUGGGGAUAAGGUUUUCCUUGAAAAGGCUCAGGAUAUUGCGGAUAGGCUCCUGCCUGCAUGGGACACACCUUCUGGCAUUCCUUAUAACGUUAUUAACUUGGCUCACGGGAAUCCGCAUAAUCCUGGAUGGACUGGUGGUGAUAGUAUUUUAGCUGAUUCUGGCACAGAGCAGCUGGAGUUUAUUGCUCUUUCUCAAAGGACUGGAAACCCAAAGUAUCAGCAGAAGGUGGAGAAUGUUAUUUUAGUUCUUAAUAGGACCUUUCCUGCUGAUGGUUUGCUUCCCAUCUAUAUUAAUCCCCAGAGGGGCACAACAUCCUAUUCUACCGUCACUUUUGGGGCUAUGGGGGACAGCUUUUAUGAAUAUUUACUCAAGGUGUGGAUACAAGGAAACAGAACUGCUUCUGUAAAGCAUUACAGAGAAAUGUGGGAGACAUCAAUGAAAGGUCUUUCAAGCUUGGUUAAGAGAACUACCCCUUCGUCCUUUGCAUAUAUCUGUGAGAAGAUGGGAAAUUCUCUAACUGACAAGAUGGAUGAAUUAGCAUGUUUUGCUCCGGGAAUGUUAGCUCUAGGGUCUUCUGGUUAUGCUUCUGAUGAGUCUCAAAAGUUCCUGUCACUGGCUGAAGAGCUUGCUUGGACAUGUUAUAAUUUCUACCAGUUAACACCAACAAAACUGGCUGGAGAGAAUUAUUUUUUCAAUGCAGGACAGGAUAUGAGUGUGGGAACAUCUUGGAACAUAUUGAGGCCUGAGACAGUUGAAUCACUCUUUUACCUGUGGCGUUUAACUGGCAAUAAGACAUAUCAAGAGUGGGGCUGGAACAUAUUUGAAGCAUUUGAGAAGAACUCACGCACAGAGUCAGGAUAUGUUGGAUUAAAGGAUGUGAAUACUGGGGUAAAAGACAACAUGAUGCAGAGCUUCUUUCUGGCAGAGACGCUGAAGUACCUGUAUCUUCUUUUCUCACCUUCAUCAGUAAUAUCACUCGAUGAGUGGGUGUUCAACACCGAAGCACACCCUAUAAAAAUAAAAGCCCGGCAUGACGAAGUUGUGAAGUCGUCUGGUGGAGAUGGACUACAUAAACCUGACAGAAGAUCCCGCGCUAGGAAAGAAGGUCGUUUUGGCGACCACUAAAGUUUUUGAAUGAAGUUUUUAUUAUUCCCGACAUUGAAGUCUAUUCUGGACUUAGACAUGAGCUGCAGAGUAGUCCAUUGGUAUUAGAGAGCUUGAGCAGUAAAGAAGCCGUUUUGGGUUCCGGGUCAAGGAGGACAUUAGAGACAAUAGUUUGGUCGACCAAUUAUUCCAGUUGGUGAGAGCUCACUGUACGUCAUAGGUAUAGAUGCUGGUGCUUCAUUGUUGUUGAUGGGAUGAAUAUGUAACCUAGGAAGAGGAGGAUAGAGUGGUUUUUUGAAUUGUGUCUUCACUUGAAACUUAAAAAAGGAUAGUCGUGGCUCCCCCAGAUGGGGAAGUUUUGGGCUGGGAUUAAAAAGAAAUUGUAAUUUUGCUGGAAUGAAAGGACAUGAUAAAAGACAGGAGAAAUUUAGUUGUAACAGCUCAAAUUUGUGUUUCUGAAAUUAGAUUUCAUAUUUUGUUCUUCA
This is a messenger RNA of Coffea eugenioides, 2825 nucleotides long. RefSeq names its product mannosyl-oligosaccharide 1,2-alpha-mannosidase MNS1-like. Bases 607 to 2361 code for a protein of 584 amino acids. NCBI's taxonomy places the organism in Eukaryota, Viridiplantae, Streptophyta, Magnoliopsida, Gentianales, Rubiaceae. Gene Ontology annotation, molecular function: calcium ion binding; mannosyl-oligosaccharide 1,2-alpha-mannosidase activity. The record is from RefSeq and is a predicted model, not a curated record. Gene Ontology annotation, biological process: carbohydrate metabolic process; N-glycan processing. The transcript has 14 exons. Gene Ontology annotation, cellular component: endoplasmic reticulum; Golgi membrane.